GCAACACUCUGCCAGUGUGGAUGUGAAACUUUUCUCUACCUAUUCAUUAUGUACGAGUCAUCUGACCAGUAAUUUUAAGAUUAGGGGCAAUGGGUGCAACACCAAGUCGCUAUGAAGAUCUCUCCAAGAAUGUACACCUGGGAAGAUUCUGUGGAAGACAAAGCAUACCAACGAAUGAUUCAUUUUGGAGUACAUUUCUAUCUUAUAAUAUACGACCACCUAUUACGAGGAAUGAUCAGAUAGAAUUGGAUUCUCGUUUGGAUUCAUCGUGUCAACAAUUACUUGUUAAUAAUUUGAUUACUGGCAAUUUUGGUACUCUGAUACAAAUAGCUUUGAUACGCAUCAAUGAGUUAUUAGCACCUGUACAGAAUCAAAAUAUAAUAUCGGCAUGGCAAACAUAUAAUGCAUUGUUUGCUGUAAGAUGUAUUUUGAAAUACCUUAUUGAAAUCAUUGGUGAAGAACAAAUGCUAAAUCAUAUUGAAGCACCACAAACAGCAAAUGAUGCACUUCCUUCUUAUAGAUUAGCAUAUUUUAUUGAAGCAUUGAUUGAACUUAUUACGGAUGUACCUUUAUGUGAAUUUACAUAUGUUGUUCACUUGGAGGCGAUUAAUUGUUUACUUGUGUUGCUCUCGGUGCAAUUAUUUUCUCAAACUGCAGCCGAAUACAGCACAGUAUAUAGGAUAGCGAUGCACGCGCAUCUGAACCAACAUGCACCUGCUAUGGUGUGUACACUGUUGCACAAUUUUAUUCAACAGGAACACGCUCCCCCGGGAUUACUGACGCAACAGUCGGGGGGUAGUAUUGUAUUUAGUAUUGCUGCUGGGUUGUGGAAUGUAAUAAGAAUGGGCAUAGGUAGUAGUUCGAAAAAUAUACAGGUUACACAUAAUGGCACUGCUGAAGAUGAAGAGAAAAAACGCGAUACGGAAACUCCGCUCGCUAGUCAAUCCCUAUUACUUUUACUGGUUCUGACGAAUCACUGUACUGCUACACAAAAUCCAUAUAGGAACGCGCUUUUCUCUUUUAUAGAUAUGCAAGAAGAUCAUACUAUAUCGCAAGGGAAAGCAGUUGAUACCUUUAAAUUUAAUUUAAAUAAAUUAUAUAAUACCAUUUGUAAAAUACCAAAUACAGACGAAGUCACGCUUCUUCUUUACAUGUUGUUACAUAGAAACUCGAGUGUAAAACAAGAUAUAAUGAGAAGGCCUGACAUACAAUUAUUGGUAACUCCAAUAUUACAAAUAUUAUAUCAUGCGCCAAAUAAUACAUCCCAUCAUAUUUAUAUGUCUCUUAUUAUCUUGCUAAUUUUAAGCGAAGAUGAAACGUUUAACAAACGAAUACAUGAAAUUAUGCUUAAAGGUGUAACAUGGUAUACUGAGAGAUCCAUAAGCGAAAUAUCGUUAGGUGGUCUUUUAAUUCUUGUAGUGAUUCGCACGAUACAAUAUAAUAUGUUUAAAAUGAGAGACAAAUAUCUUCACACAAAUUGUCUGGCAGCCUUAGCAAACAUGUCUGCCCAAUUCACAUCUUUACAUCCUUACGUUAGUCAGAGAUUAUUAAGUCUGUUUGAAACUCUUGCAAAAAAGCAUGCACGAUUAGAAGCAAGAAUUCUAGAAUUAACACAGUCGACAACUCUCCCUUCCAAUAAUAGUGUUGUUCUUGAUGCGACUAUUGAUACGACAAUUAAUAUUCAUACCAAAUCUGGAAAAGUCAAUGCUUCCACUGUUACAAACGAAGAUUUGUGAUAUGUGUUCUUUAAUUUGCGCAAGUGGAUUAAUUAUGAAAUAUCGAUAUACAUAUAUAUAUAUAUAUAUAUAUGUGUCCUAAUCGAAAAUUUUUUUAAUAUAAUUUAGGUAAUUAAUUUUUUCUCUUAUAAAUUGGAACAAAAAGAUCAAUCACAAUUAGGUGUUAGUCAAGUAUUAUCCACUAUACGGCAAGGUACUUUAGAAUGGCCAAGAGAUCGUUUAAGAAAAUUCCCAGAAUUGAAAUUCAAAUAUGUAGAAGAAGAACAACCGGAAGAAUUUUUCAUUCCUUACGUGUGGAGUGUCGUUUGUCAAGGAGCGUUAUUACAUUGGAAUGCGGAGAAUAUAAAAUUAUUUUCUCCUAAUAAUGGCGAAGCAACCAUCAUUGUUUGCUGAUACUGAGAUGAGGGGUGCAUUCUGCUAUAAAUAUUCAAAGCGACGACACAAGUUAAUAAAAGCAAAACUUAAUAAAUUUAUAAUAGAAAUCGUCAAAAAC
This is a messenger RNA of Atta colombica, 2229 nucleotides long. Its product is annotated as dymeclin. The record is from RefSeq and is a predicted model, not a curated record. NCBI's taxonomy places the organism in Eukaryota, Metazoa, Arthropoda, Insecta, Hymenoptera, Formicidae. Gene Ontology annotation, cellular component: Golgi apparatus. Gene Ontology annotation, biological process: Golgi organization.